Molecule: messenger RNA, 6637 nt
Organism: Panthera uncia (snow leopard)
Lineage: Eukaryota; Metazoa; Chordata; Mammalia; Carnivora; Felidae
Gene: SLK
Product: STE20 like kinase
Exons: 20
Coding region: 914-4411 (1165 amino acids)
Biological process (GO): protein phosphorylation
Molecular function (GO): protein serine/threonine kinase activity; protein binding; ATP binding
Source: RefSeq, a predicted model, not a curated record
CUUUUUGUAUUAUGUUUAAGAAAUUAUUUCCUAACCUGAGAUCAUGAAGAUAACCACUUGUAUUAUCUUCAAAAGGUUUGUAGUUUUGCCUUUGACAGUUAGGUAUACAACCCACCUAGAAUAGGUUUUUGUAAAUGGUUUGAGGUAGGGGUCCAAUUUCAUUUUUUUCCUCAUCUCAAUACCUAGUUAUCCCACAACCCAUUAUUGGGGGUAAACUAUCUUCUUACUGCUCUACAGGGUCCUGUCUAUUAUAUAAUGUAUCUGUCUCUAUGAUCUUGAUUGUCUCCAUUGAUGUGUUUCUGUUCCCAUACCAAUAUCUCACCAUCUUAAGUAGGAAAGCAUUAAAAUAGAUUUAUGCUAGAGUACAGCUUCCUCAUGUUCUUCAUCAACAGUAUCUAGUAUAUUGGCUCUUGGUGCUUGUAUGGAUAUUGUAGACUUAGCUUAAGUUCCACAAAAUUCUGUGGGUUUUUUUUUUUUUUUUUGAGGGAUGAUUUUGAAAUCAAUUUUGAAAAAAUGAACAUCUCUAUGAUAUUGAGGCUUCCUAUCUGUGCAUAUGUUUUCUCUCUAGGUCUUCUUCAGUAUCUCUCAAUAAUAGGUUAUAAAUUUUCUCCCUAGAAGUCUUGGGAGCUCAAACUACUUCAAGAGUGUCUUAAAUGUUUUAUUUUUCCUAUUGGAGUUUCCUCCUUGAUUUGGUUGUAUACAAUCAUCAGUAAGUCGUCUGAGAAAGGAUCCACAAAAGGUACCCAUUUGUACCAGCACCAUUUACUGAAAAGACCAUCCUUUCCUUACUGCUUUGUGGUGCCUGCAUCAUAUAUCAAAUGUUCAUAUAUACAUAGCUCAGAAUAAAGAGACCAAUGUUUUAGCUGCUGCAAAGGUGAUUGACACGAAAUCUGAAGAAGAACUUGAAGAUUACAUGGUUGAGAUUGAUAUAUUAGCAUCUUGUGAUCAUCCAAAUAUAGUCAAACUUCUAGAUGCCUUCUAUUAUGAGAACAAUCUUUGGAUCCUCAUUGAAUUUUGUGCAGGUGGAGCAGUGGACGCUGUGAUGCUUGAACUUGAGAGACCAUUAACUGAGUCCCAAAUACAAGUAGUUUGUAAACAGACUCUAGAGGCUUUGAACUACUUACAUGAUAAUAAAAUCAUCCACAGAGAUCUGAAGGCUGGCAACAUUCUUUUUACCUUAGAUGGAGAUAUUAAGUUGGCGGAUUUUGGAGUAUCAGCUAAAAACACAAGGACAAUUCAAAGAAGAGAUUCCUUUAUCGGCACACCAUAUUGGAUGGCUCCUGAAGUAGUCAUGUGUGAAACAUCUAAGGACAGACCCUAUGACUACAAAGCUGAUGUUUGGUCCCUGGGUAUCACUCUAAUAGAAAUGGCUGAGAUAGAACCACCUCAUCAUGAAUUAAAUCCAAUGCGAGUGCUGCUAAAAAUAGCAAAAUCUGAACCCCCUACAUUAGCACAGCCAUCAAAAUGGUCUUCAAAUUUUAAGGACUUUCUAAAGAAAUGCUUGGAAAAGAAUGUGGAUUCCAGGUGGAAUACAUCUCAGCUACUGCAGCAUCCUUUUGUUACGGUUGAUUCCAACAAACCAAUUCGAGAGCUGAUUGCAGAGGCAAAGGCUGAAGUAACAGAAGAAGUUGAAGAUGGCAAAGAGGAAGAUGAUGAUGAGGAAACAGAAAAUUCUUUGCCAAUACCUGCAAGUAAGCGUGCCUCUUCUGACCUUAGUAUUGCCAGCUCUGAAGAAGAUAAACUUUCACAAAAUGCUUGUAUUUUGGAAUCUGUCUCUGAAAAAACAGAACGUAAUACUUCUGAAGAUAAAUUUAACAGCAAAGUUCUUAAUGAAAAACUUACCACAGAUGAACCUGAAAAAGCUGCAGAGGAUAUUAAUGAACAUAUUAAUGAUGCUCACUUAGAAGCUAUGGCUGAACUUGAUAAUAGGACAAUAGUAAUCAAGGAAAAUGGCAGAGAGGAGAAGAGACCCAAGCUUGAAAGUCUUCCUGAUACAGAAGACCAAGAAACAAUGGACAUUAAUUCAGUCAAUGAAGGAAAAGAGAAUAAUAUAAUAACUUUAGAAACAGAUAUUGAACAGAGUCUGAAACCUGAGGAAGAAAGGGAUCAAGAAAAGCAACAGAUAUUUGAAAAUAAGAUUAUAAAAUCUGAAGAAAUUAAAGAUACUGCUAUUCAAACAAUGGACUUAGUUUCUCAAGAGACUGGAGAAAAAGAGGCAGACAUUCAGGCAGUUGAAAAUGAAGUUGCACUUACAAAGGAAGACACCCAAGAGAAAUUGGGAAAGAAUGAUGAAACUCCAGAAGAAGUGAUCAGCCAUAUAAGCGAUGUCAUAGGAACAAAUGAGGCAGGAGAUGUUGCCCAGAAGGCAGUUGAAAACAAUGCUGAGGAUGCUCAGAGUAAUGAUGGGAAUGAAGUGGUUGAAGUAGACCAGAAAUUAGUAAGUAAGCCCACAGAGGGUCCUGAGGCUGGUGGUUCUGAGGAAGUUCCUUUUAAAGACAUAGUGGAAACUAAGGAGAUAGAUCAGAAGUCUUUGGAAGAUAAAGAUGAAGAACAGUCACUCAGCAGUUUAGAGAACAUAGUGAAAACCAGUGAGGAAUCUGGCACAAAUGAAGGUGAGGAAAUUACUGAGUCCAGUAGCACUGAAGAAAUAGAGGUCAGACAUGCAGUAAUUUAUACUGACCAAGAGGCUUUAGGAAAUGAAACUCCAGAUGCUCAUGAAGCUACUGCUCAGAUAGAUACAGAGCAAAAAGCAAUUCCAUGUGAAGUGCCAAUUGAAAGAGAACCUCCCGUGACUUCCUCUUCACAGCCUAGUGAACCUCAGCCUGUUCCAAUACCCAGUAUUAAUAUCAACUCUGAAGAUGCAGAAAAUAAAGGGGAAAUAGGUGCUUUAUCAAAAACUGAAACCAUGUUGCUUCCAGAAUCUGAGAAUCAAAAGGAAAAUGAUACUGAUUCAGGCACUGGUUCCACCGCUGAUAAUAGCAGCAUUGACUUAAAUUUAUCCAUCUCUAGCUUCCUAAGCAAAACUAAAGACAGCGGAUCAAUAUCUUUACAAGAAACAAGAAGACAAAAGAAAACAUUGAAGAAGACCCGCAAAUUUGUUGUUGAUGGCGUAGAAGUGAGUGUAACCACGUCAAAGAUAGUUACAGAUAGUGAUUCCAAAACUGAAGAGUUGAGGUUUCUUAGACGUCAGGAACUUCGGGAGUUAAGAUUCCUUCAAAAAGAAGAGCAAAGAGCCCAACAGCAGCUCAAUAGCAAACUGCAACAACAACGAGAACAAAUUUUCCGGCGCUUUGAGCAAGAAAUGAUGAGCAAAAAGCGUCAAUAUGAUCAAGAGAUUGAGAAUCUAGAAAAACAGCAGAAACAGACUAUUGAACGUCUAGAACAAGAACACACAAAUCGCUUGCGAGAUGAAGCCAAACGCAUUAAAGCAGAACAAGAGAAAGAGUUGUCCAAAUUUCAGAAUAUGUUAAAGAACCGAAAGAAGGAGGUUAUAAAUGAAGUGGAGAAAGCACCCAAAGAGCUGAGAAAAGAGCUCAUGAAACGCAGGAAAGAGGAGCUUGCACAAAGCCAGCAUGCUCAGGAACAGGAAUUUGUUCAGAAGCAACAACAAGAAUUAGAUGGCUCUCUGAAAAAGAUCAUCCAACAGCAGAAGGCAGAACUGGCCAAUAUUGAAAGAGAGUGCCUGAAUAACAAACAGCAGCUCAUGAGAGCUCGAGAAGCUGCAAUUUGGGAGCUUGAAGAACGACACUUACAAGAAAAACACCAGCUGCUCAAACAGCAACUUAAAGAUCAGUAUUUCAUGCAAAGACAUCAGCUACUUAAGCGCCAUGAGAAGGAAACAGAACAAAUGCAGCGUUAUAAUCAACGACUUAUUGAGGAAUUGAAAAACAGACAGACUCAAGAAAGAGCAAGACUGCCUAAGAUUCAGCGCAGUGAAGCCAAGACUCGAAUGGCCAUGUUUAAGAAAAGCUUGAGAAUUAACUCAACAGCCACACCAGAUCAGGACCGUGACAAAAUUAAGCAGUUUGCUGCUCAAGAAGAAAAGAGGCAGAAAAAUGAGAGAAUGGCUCAGCAUCAGAAACAUGAAAAUCAAAUGCGGGAUCUUCAGUUGCAGUGUGAAGCCAACGUCCGAGAGCUGCAUCAGCUGCAGAAUGAAAAAUGCCACCUAUUGGUAGAGCAUGAAACUCAGAAACUCAAGGAAUUAGAUGAGGAACACAGCCAAGAAUUAAAGGAAUGGAGAGAGAAAUUGAGACCUAGGAAAAAGACACUGGAAGAAGAGUUUGCCAGGAAACUGCAGGAACAGGAGGUGUUCUUUAAAAUGACUGGGGAGUCUGAAUGCCUUAACCCAUCAGCACAGAGCCGGAUUUCCAAGUUUUAUCCUAUCCCUAGCUUGCAUUCCACAGGGUCGUAACAAUAGGAAGCAGUCUGUGGUUCGGUUUGGCUUUUUAAAUAUGUCAUUCUGUUCUCUUCAUCUUCUGCCACAAUCUAUAUCAGAGAGCUUAUGAAGACAAUCACCUGCCUCACCUUCUAGGUGUUUUUUGUUUAUUUGUUUGUUUGUUUGUUUAGCAAAGAUGAAGGGAAAGGAACCGUGACAGAUGCUAGGCCAUGUUGGCGAAGUGGCAUCUUGCAGUAAUUCCCUAAGGUGAUUUUGUAUAUUAAUCUUAAAAAUUGUGUUCUUUAGACACUGUUAGGUGAAAUACUUUAGAAAUAAAAUGUUUGAGGUGUUUUUUUUUUUUUUUAAAGCUGUUAGGUCACUGAGUAUUAGUGAAUAUCUUUUUACCUGACCUAACUUCUCAGUGAUGCCUAAAUUCUGUAGUUGCAACUCUGCUGUAGAGAGUUGGAAUAAUUUUAUUUUGGUGAAUCUGCUCUCAUGAAAAAGCUAUGAGUUGCUCAAAAUACCAUAUUGGUUGAGUAAAUAAAUCUAUUUUAUCUUUAAAUAGCAACAAACUUUUUAAAAAGAAACAUUAUUUCAAUAGUUUGUCUAAAAUACUUACUUUCAGUCAUGAGCUAAAAAUUAAGGGUGCUAGUUUUAUUAAAAUAGUGCCUAAAACACUAAAUUUCAUUGGAGUCUAAAGUAGGAUUUUCUCUUGAUUCAACAGGGACAAACAUCCUUAGCAUUAAACAUUAUUGUAUUUUAAGUCUUGCUCCUGUUACCAUUUGAUGAAAUUUCCAUCCUAAAAUCUAUGUUUUGCAAGGUUGGAAAGAUGUAAAAAAAGUAGCUUUUAGAUACUGAAAUUCGGCACGUAACACUCACCAAAUUGAAAGCAUGGACUUAGCGUUCCAGCUCAUUUCCUAAAAGAGUCUGUGAGCUGGGCAAGGGACCUCUUCCAUCCUAGCACACUUUGUCCGUUGAAGACUCUGCAGGCUCUGCGUUAAAUGUACUUUCUGAAAUUAAUCUUAAAAGAGGCAUUUGUUCAGAAUACUUUUUCAGAAAGCAUUUAAAUAAAAUACUUAGGCAACGUCAGAAAUGACUGUGUUGUUGAGAGAAAGUCAUUUGUAUUUUGGUUUUAUUUAGUUCCAUGUUUAAAUUAUUUGAUUUGAAUGGGAAAAGCCUGACACCUUUACCAUCUGGUUGCUGAUAUGUGUAAUUAUUAAUGAAAUGUUCACUCUUGGUCCCUCUUGUGGCUUAGAAUUCCAAGCCCGCGUCAGGUCAAGCAAUAUUAUGAAAUGUACUUGGGUCGGUGAGACGGCACAUUUGUAAAUCAUGCUUGCUGCUUGCCACUUCCAGCCUGUUCUCUCCGAAGAGUACCAGGUACCAAGUUGUGGAAGUUUCAUUUUUUAGUUACGUUAUGUUUGAGGCUGGUGAAAAAUUCAAGUGUAAUUUUGUGGGAACACUGAUUCAUGUUAAGAAAAUGUAAAUAUGUGUAGUAGCACUUUCUUGCAGUUAAUUUGAAAACUUUGAAUGCUGAACCUUAUUUUGUCAGUGGUUUAGAUGAUUUAAAAAUGCAUGUGUGAUUUUAAUUUUGUAAUUGUUUUGACAAGCAUAAUUUCUUGGACAACUCUGUAGGUAGCCUUAACUUCUGGCCAAGUUUGUUUUUUAUAUAAGUAUAUAUACAUAUAUAUAUAUACAUAUAUAUAUAUAUAUUAUGUAUGGUUGUAAAUUCAUACACUUAUCACAUUGAAUGUGUUGCUGUAUACAAAACUCUUUUAAUGCUUUAUUCUCAAAUGCUGGGUUGAAAAAUGUUUUGAAAGCCUUUUAAAGUAUAUAUCUUUAUAAAGUAAUAUUCAGGAUGAUGAUGGAAAUUGUUUAUAUUAUUAUGAUAAAAAUGACAUUAUAAUGUUACCCAAUGUAUUUAAUGAUUUAUUUGCAGAGGGAGAGAGGAGGAAGGUUCUUACUACUCUCUCCUUUGAAAUUUUCAGUUUAUUGGCUUUAUAAAAAGAAUUCAGGUAGUGGACGUUUUUUCAGUAUCUUUUAAAGGAUAUCCUGUGUGCUAAAUAGCUUGUGGCACAUAAUCAAUUUAGUCUGAAUAUUUGAUUCUUUUUAUUCUUUUCAACUUGUCGUGAGAGUAUUGAAUAAAGAAAAGAGGCUCAGAGUAGAAUGGUUGACACUCUGGUAAAUUUAUUAGCAAAUCUUGUAAAACCCUUAAAACUGCCCUUUGGAUUCAGUGUCCUUGCUGGAGUUCUCUUUCAUAUAUAA